GAGAACUGUGGUGCAAGUGUAUCAGAAAUUAAACCUUCGGCCUCAAGUCAACAACCGUUAACUUUCGAAGAGUACAUAAAGAAGAACGCAGUCGCCAAUCCUUGCACUGAUCGUGGCGAUCAACUAGGAAAUUCCCACCGCGCUGGUAGUUCGUCUACCUUUCAAAUUAUUAGAAAAAGGAAGUCAAAUGAACGAUUUAGUCAAAUAAAAAAAAAAGGAGAAGAAAGAUGAAGUAGUGAAGGUAUGUGUAUUCAAUGUUAUGAUUAUGCCAAUUAUACAAAUUUGGUUAAUGAAACUCAAUUUUGUGUUGUAGAUAAAGAUUGGAAUAAUUGAACUCGACGGUAAAAGACUUAAAAUAAGAAGAUCUUCUUUACUUCCUGUUGAUGUUCGAAAAUCAGAUACAUUAGUUCCUGUAAAGAAUGCCGGAGUUCAGAAACAGCUUGCCCACAACAGACAUCUCAGAGAUCAUAAUGAAACUGAGUGGCUUUUACUUUACCCUGAUAUGGAUAUCGUGAGAAAUAUUCCUGGAAGCAGUGAAAAAUUCUCUGUGGAAAAAUAUAAAAAUGAACUUGGACGUCCAUACAGUCGAGUAAAUUUGUACAUUUGCAAAAUGCUUGAUUUUGAAGUAGCCAAUGAUUUGACUGAAGACCUCAAGGAAACGGUUGUUCCAGAUACUGCUGAUGUUUUUGAAGAUAAUUCUGUGCAAGAAAAUUCUUCACAAAUUAUAUGUGAACUGGGAAAUUCUCAACAAGUCAAUGCAACACCAGAUAAUUUUGUGGAAGUUAAUCAUGCUCAUACCAAUGCUGUUCCAGCUAGUCUUGUAAAAGCUAGUCUAGUGGAGGCCAGCCAUGUUCAAACAAAUCCUGUUCCAAGCAAUGUUGUUAAUGUUGAUAAUAGUUGUGUGGAAGCUGUUUCCUUUCAGGUUGAUUCAUUUUCAGUUGAGCAAAUCAUUAUGGAACCAGGUGAAAUGCCUGCGCAAAUUUUUCAGGAUGCAGAUGUAACUGAAUCCCUACUAGAUAUUAUUGAACCAGAGCCAAAUCUUGUACAACCAGCUCAAGUUAAUUUACCGAGGAACAAUUGCAUGUGCUAG
This is a messenger RNA of Xenia sp. Carnegie-2017, 1090 nucleotides long. RefSeq lists its product as uncharacterized. The transcript has 3 exons. The record is from RefSeq and is a predicted model, not a curated record. Bases 503 to 1090 code for a protein of 195 amino acids. NCBI's taxonomy places the organism in Eukaryota, Metazoa, Cnidaria, Anthozoa, Malacalcyonacea, Xeniidae.